Messenger RNA from Oreochromis aureus, 7821 nucleotides. RefSeq names its product SRY-box transcription factor 6 (gene sox6). The transcript has 17 exons. Lineage: Eukaryota; Metazoa; Chordata; Actinopteri; Cichliformes; Cichlidae. The record is from RefSeq and is a predicted model, not a curated record. Gene Ontology annotation, molecular function: DNA-binding transcription factor activity, RNA polymerase II-specific; RNA polymerase II cis-regulatory region sequence-specific DNA binding. The coding region runs from base 456 to 2852 and encodes 798 amino acids. Gene Ontology annotation, cellular component: nucleus. Gene Ontology annotation, biological process: positive regulation of chondrocyte differentiation; regulation of transcription by RNA polymerase II; central nervous system development.
CUGGCCACUCACUUUCUGAUGUUGCACGACGGGAAAUGCUUUGAAUACUUGCGACAUGGCUGCGCGCAUUGAUUGCCAAGAUUGACAGCAGCUCUAGCCAUCGUCUUCUCUUGUCUGAGUGUGUGAGAGAGGGAGAUAAAGACCAGAUAGACGGUUAACAAAAGGUACUUGUAGUUUUGUACAACUGAACUUCACAGAGAGUGGACGGGAUCCCCUCCUAUGGCCCCGAGUGAGCAGACUUAAGUUUUCGCUCAACAGAUAGCUCGGUGAUCAUUUUCAGUAAAGUAUAGCCGAGACUAGUUGCUGUUCUUUGCGCACGGGGAAGGACACAAAAGUAGGCAAUCAUCAGCACGGCUCACACCAACAAGGUUAUUUACAUGAAUUCAAAAUCAACCAACCAGUGAUCGCUGGAAGCUGGGGAUUGAGUCUUUCAGUUUUUAACCCCACACGCUGACAUGGAGGGCUUUCUUCGUAGCAGCUUUUUACUGAGCAGAGUCAUGUCUUCCAAGCAAGCCACGUCUCCUUUUGCCUCUGUGGUUGAUGGGGAUGAUGCCAUGAGUCAGGAGCAUUUGUCUUGGGAGAAAGAGGAGAGCGCAGAGGCCCAUGGCACACCACAGCUGCCGCUGCACAGUCUGCUUCAUGGAAAAGCCCCCGAUGAAAUGCAGCCGCUCAGCAGCGUACCAUCAGAGAGCGAUUGGGACAGCCUGGUGUCAGCCCAGCAGCGCAUGGAAUCUGACAGCAAUAAAGUAUGCUCCCUGUACUCUUUCCGGAACAAUUCCACUUCCCCACACAAGCCUGAGGAGGGGGCCCGGGAGCGAAGUGACCUGCUGAGCGGAUCAGCGUUUGGAACUCCAGAGCGCCGCAAAGGAAGCCUGGCAGACGUAGUGGACACUCUGAAGCAGAAGAAGCUAGAGGAGAUGACAAAGACAGAGCAAGACGAAUCGUCGUGCAUGGAGAAACUUCUUUCUAAAGACUGGAAAGAGAAGAUGGAGAGGCUCAACACAAGUGAACUGCUGGCAGAAGUAAAAGGUACUCCUGAGAGCCUGGCCGAAAAGGAACACCAGCUCUCCACGAUGAUCACUCAGCUGAUCAGCUUGCGAGAGCAGCUCCUGGCUGCUCACGAUGAACAGAAGAAGCUGGCUGCCUCACAGAUGGAGAAACAGAGGCAGCAAAUGGAGUUAGCUCGUCAGCAGCAGGAGCAGAUUGCAAGACAACAGCAGCAGCUUCUGCAGCAACAGCACAAAAUCAACCUCCUCCAGCAGCAGAUCCAGGUCCAGGGUCACAUGCCUCCGCUCAUGAUCCCCAUUUUUCCACACGACCAACGCACUCUAGCAGCAGCAGCUGCCGCCCAGCAAGGCUUUCUCUUCCCUCCAGGAAUGUCUUAUAAGCCAGGUGAUAACUACCCGGUGCAGUUCAUUCCAUCCUCAGUGGCAGCUGCAGCAGCGUCAGGACUCAGCCCCCUCCAGCUUCAGCAACUGUAUGCUGCCCAGCUUGCCAGCAUGCAGGUCUCUCCCGGAGCCAAGAUGCCUCCACUCCCCCAGCCACUCACGGCUAGUGGGCCCAUUUCUCCGUCAUCUCUGAAGAAUGACAAGAGUUCCUCCAGCCCCAUCACUCAAGUCAAGGAGGAGGGAACACAGCCCCUCAACCUGUCUGCUCGGCCAAAGACGACAGAACUGGUCAAGUCUCCUACGUCCCCGACACAAAAUCUGUUCCCCGGCAGUAAAAGCAGCCCUAACAGCCUCAUGAGCAAGGGGGGUACCCCCAGCCCACUUGGAGGUCUGGGCCGGGGAUCUUCUCUGGAUAUUCUGUCCAGCCUAAACUCUACCGCGUUGUUCGGGGACCAGGACACAGUGAUGAAGGCCAUCCAGGAGGCUCGGAAAAUGAGGGAGCAGAUCCAGAGGGAACAGCUGCAACAUCACCAGCAGGGCAUGGAGGCAAAGCUGUCUGCCCUCAGUUCAGUGGGCCUCAACAACUGCAGAGCUGACAAGGAAAGAGCACACUUUGACAGCAUCGGGCACCACCUUGGCAAGCUGGGUGAGGAAGGAAAGCUUGGCCACAGAGUUAUUGACCUCACCAGGCCAGAAGAUCUAGAUGGGUCCAAGGAAGUCAAUGGCUCUGCAGAUAAACCCCAACCCUAUUAUUGUUGGCCAACAGGAGGCGCUGGACCUACCGAGGCACGAGUCUUCAGGGAAUCUCGGGGAAGAAACAACAACGAGCCCCACAUUAAAAGGCCAAUGAAUGCAUUCAUGGUGUGGGCCAAGGAUGAGCGGCGCAAGAUCCUCCAGGCUUUCCCCGACAUGCACAAUUCCAACAUAAGCAAGAUUCUGGGUUCCCGGUGGAAGGCCAUGUCUAACCAGGACAAACAGCCCUACUAUGAAGAGCAGGCUCGUCUAAGUAAGCUUCAUCUAGAGAAGUACCCAAACUACAAGUACAAACCACGGCCUAAGAGGACCUGCAUUAUUGACGGAAAAAAACUCCGCAUCGGAGAGUACAAACAGAUGAUGCGUUCACGGCGACAAGAGAUGAGGCAGUUCUUUACUGUGGGGCAGCCACCGCAGCUCCCCAUCACCACAAGCGCCAGCAUGGUCUACCCUGGGGCCAUCACCAUGGCGACCACCACACCCUCACCUCAGAUGACAUCGGAGUGCUCAAGUGCCUCAGCGAGUCCUGAGCCAUCCAUUCCCGUCAUUCAGAGCACCUACAACAUGAAGCUAGAGCCCACUGGCAUGGUGAACAACAGCGAGCCGGUCAAUGGCGAGGAUGAAAUGGACAUGUACGAAGAUUUUGAGGACGAGCCCAAAUCAGACUAUAGCAGUGAAAAUGACACACAAGAGCCAGUCAGUGCCAACUGAGACCUUUUUAACCGAAGAGGCCAGUGCAGAAACAGUACUCAUACAGGAGGAUGCCCAGAGGGCUGGUCUGAUCUGAGGGAGGGAAAGAACAAAAGAAAACAAAAACUACACCACAAAGGUUUGAAGAUGUUUAAAAAAAUAAUGAUGUAUCAUAUCGAAGCCAGCAUGCAGCUGUGGCUUCAUCUGAAUCAAAAGCUAUUUGGUCUUAAGUGUUUCUUUAAGUGUGUGAAGCAGUUUGGUUGUGGUAAUUUAUAUAUAUAUAUACAUAUAUAUAUAUUUUUUAUCUCAUUGUUUAUUUUUUGUUAAGAUCAUGGACAUAUAGACAAUUAGGUUAUUGCCUAAAACAAAAGACAACUUGAAAUUACAACCUUUGAUAUGAACCUAGGUAAUUCUUACUGUCAUUUACCUUCUUUUCCUCUUCAAUUAGAUGAUUUUGCUACAUUACCUAACUGUUCAAGAUGGGAAUAAUAUUCUCACUCAGGUAUAGCGUGCCAGCCAACAGCUUGUGAAUGUUUUUAAUCAAGAGAUAAAUAUGAACAAAAUAUCUCAAAAUGAUAAGGAGUGAUUCCAACGUAGUACAGAAGCUAAUUACACAUUAUUAUUACUAUCAGUAAUAUUAUUAUUAUUGUGUUUUUCUUUUUGUUAGUUCAAAACUACAUAAUUUAGUGCGCAAGUGCCAAACAUUUCAAGUUGUUUCAAGUCUUUGAGUCUUAGACAAUCUCUUCAUCUCUUAAUGCAGCUUCAUCAUCCAGUCUUUCUUUAAUUUACCCAAACAGAAUAAACAAAUUAAACUCAGGAACUUGGAAGCAGCAAGCUCUGCAGGAGGUUACAAUAUGUUACAUCUGUGGACGGUAGCUUGUGAUGCUAGCUGUUCUUUGGGGAGGCCAAUGCAGUGAUCAUCAAUGAAGCCAGCCCUUUCAUUUCCUCAUCCCUGUCCACACAGAGCACCGUGGCAUCCUUCACUUAUUUCCAGCUCUGCAGUCCACUCUGACUCACCAAGAUCUUAAUCAGAGUGAUUGUAAUCAGGCCAGAAUGCUAAAGGGCCAAAGGCCUCCAAUCUGUGGGAUUGGAAACGCAGCGAAAGGCAGCUUUGGUGGCAUUACAAUCUUAAAUUGAUGUUGUACAAUGUGUAGCUACAGUACGCUCUGUUAAACACUUUAGCCCCAUUUGGAUGGCAAGUUUAAAGUCUUAGGUCUUAAAACGUAAUUUUUUUUUCUGAUCUUAAUUCUUUUUAGACAUUGUAAAUCUUAAACUGACACUAAGAAGUCUUAAAGGAGAACACGGUCAUCGGGUUGAUGCAAUGAGUUGAUUACUGAAGUAGUCUUGAAAAGAAAUGACAGUUUCCAAGGACAUAGAGAAAAGACUCAUAUACAAAGACUCAUAUAUAAAAUACACAAUUUUUUAAUUAGUGCACUUAUAAACCUUCUGUCACCUAUGAGGCUUUUUUAAAAAUUUACAGUAAUCUGAUCAGCUUUUAUACUGCUCUCAUUGUUUGCACUUCAAAAAAUACAGACUAAAUGCAAGAAUCAGAAAAGAGGCAACUCAGUCUUAAUGUAAGCUUCAAACCUGACAAGUUCUGACCUUCCAGCGAUGGCAGAUAGAUAAAGCUCCUCUAGCGGUCAAGGCCUUGAUGUUGAGACUCAGAUCCUCUUUACAGGGCAGAAGGUCUAAGUGGCUCUCCUCCCUGCCAUGCCCUGCUCUGACCCCAGCCUGUGGCAACCUCAGCACCCAGGGGGCGCCAUCUGGCUCAGAGAAGGAGAAAACACCAGGGAAGGAUGGGAAACAAUAAAAAUGGUGUGUGUGUCGCUCAUUGUGCUCUCCAUCAAAGUGCUGGAAAUAAGGCCUCAACAGGGCUCCCACCCUGGCCCAAUCACCAGGCACUGGCGAGCAGAUGGAACAAGUACAUCAAGCUGUGGGGGAUUAUUAAAAUGACUGACGACUGGGUAUCAUCUGAAAUACAGCAUUAUUAAUGCAUGAGUCCAGCUAUUCCCCUCCCAUGCCCUUGAACCUGUCCAUUUCAGAGAGCGUGCAGAGCUUUUUUGGAGGACAUGAAUAUCUCGUCACUAGCUUUAACUGGUCAAGACGCUCACUGCUGGUCACUGCAUUUUUCUCCUAGCUCAAAUUGGUACAGACGGUUCUGUAAUGCUCUCUUAUCUUCUGUACUCUUAUUGUUAUUACCCAUUAGAUGCUGGCUUACAUCGUUUAAACUUUUGGACAUAUUUAUAUUAAGUCAUGUUUUCCCCUUUUUAUUACCUCAUAGAUAAUUCAGAUUUUAUUGUUUUCCAUUGCAUCUUUUCUAUAUUGUUCUCAUUUUGAGGAACACGUUAUAAAGAUGCUCUCCUACGAACAAACCCAAGUGGAUUUCCCUCCAAGUCAACCUGUUUGGUGUUUCUAAACUGUUUGCUCCUGUUUGCUGGCGGUUAGAUGUAUUUGUAUGCGAUUGUAAAUACUUUCAUGACUAUGCCACACUACUUUAGUGGGCUGGUAGUUAAAAAGGACUCUUCAUGGAACUGAAACUUGACUGAGCUUAAAUAGCAAAAAAAAAAAAAAGGACAAAAAAAAGAACAAAAAAAGAAAGAAAAUAAUGACAACAAGAACUCACAAAGAGACAAUGUUUCAUAAGUGUUAUAAGCACUGGAUAUAAAUUGUAUUUUUAUCUAUUCUGAUUAAUGUGAAGCUGUUUUGAGGAAAAACAACGCGAAUGAACAAAAUUCCCCAGUUGGACUCACGUGGGUUUGCUCUCACAGUUACCAGAUUUGAGUCUUUUUCUUUUUCUUUUUUUUUGUCUGCUUGUUUUGUUUAUUUAUGCAAAGACACAUGUGAUGAAUGGACACUUUGUUUAAUCUUCAGGGCUGCCUAGAGGAGAGACUCAGCACAAGAAAAGUGAGCAGGAAAUUCAACAGCAGGCUCAGUGAGCCAUGAAAAACCAGACUUCAGUGCAUUGUAUAUUGUACGACAUAUUUAUUGUUUGCCACUGCUGGCUCUAAAAUUUUGAGUUAAAGACAUCAUGGACAAUCAGAUGAAUAAAAAAAACAACAAACAAUUUAAUGAAUUGGAGCUAAACAUAGUUUUCAGUUAAUUCUCCAUCUCAUUAAGAUUUAAUUGUAAAUACAACAUAGGAAAUAUAUUUUUGUUCAUUAGUGAAGUAUAAGUUAUGUAUUUGGCUGUUCUAUUUUUUUUUUUUUUUAGUAUGUGGUUUCAUGUUUUUAAAACCUGACAAGUCACUGUACCUCAUGUAGAUGCUUAUUUUUUUCUGCUUAUUAGAAGAGAGCAGCACUGGUCCUGAGACAAAGAGACGCACCUCACUCGCUUAUGUUUUCAUGAUGCUCCCCGGACCAUUUGAAUAAUCAACGAAAGCUAAACUUGGUGACAAGUAUGGUACUUAUACAGACAACAAGCACUUAAAAGAAUUAUUAAAUCGUGUGUUUCCAAUCGUCAUAGAACUUAAAAGGUAUGCUGUAUAAUGCUCACUUGUGCUCUGUGUUUAGAACAGCACUCAUAGUACGUGUCACUUUUUUUUAUGAGUGCGAAAUAUCAUCUGAAAAAAAAUCUGCAUGCAUUUGGCUUGCAUUGACAUUAAUGUAACAAACAAAUGUUUUUAUGAAUGACUGCUUCAAACACAAAUGAUUUUUUUUAAAUUGUUUUAAAUGUGGGAGUGUGCAAGUAUUUAUUUCAAUUUAUUUCAAUGUGGGAAAAUUCACAGCUUGUGCAUUCUUCUCAGUUAAUUCUCUACUUGCCAUCUUUUUGUAUGUUGCCAAUUUUUAAUGAAUAUGUCCAUGACUAUCCAGCCAUCCCGAAAACGUAGCCCUCACAAUUUGUUUCUUUUCUUCCAAUUGCUAGACUCACAAAUGGUUUGAAUGAACGGCUGAAGACACGGUGUCCACGCUGUUUCAACAUUACUUACUGUAAUUUGAUUUUAUUUUUUUUUUUCCAUCUGAAAUUUGUGAUGUGUAUAUGGUGGGAAUGUUCUCUGUGUUAAUUUAAUCAGCACAAUUCACUGACAUGCUGGACUGACAUGGUAGCUGCUGUUCAGAAGUGUAAAAUUUGUUGUUCAGGAUGACAUUUAUAGCCGUCUUUGGUACUUUGCUUUUUAGCGUUGUUUCUCAAGCAACACUGUGUGGGGCUCUUCUAUCACUGGAGCCACUGUUUUGAAAUUGCUGGCAGCCUGAUACAAUUUUCCGCCUAGAAAUCUCUCUUUUUCCCCCCCCUCUGGCAGGUACCUAGGCCCAUGGAAAGUAUUGUUUUGGGUGUUAUUAGAGAAAUGAAUUAAAUAGUGUCUGUUGCUGCUUUAAAAAAGUUUAUGUCGGAAUAUGUAAAUAGUUUAUCAUAAUAUCUUGUACAGUCCAAUGUAAAGUUUUUAAUUCAACUUAAAAAAAAAUGUUGCCAUCACGUUUGUGUUCACAUUGUUCUUUAUACAGUACAAAAGGUCAAUUAUUUGCUAGGGGUAUUAUUGCUAAAAAGAAAAAAAAAUUAAAAUGUUACUUAGUUGUUUUUUUUAUUUUAUAUUUGUUUUGUUUUGCUUGGCUUCAAAGUGUACAUCAGCAAGUCUUUGGUUUCCAUGUGCAGUAUUGACGUGAGGUAAACUUAAGGUGAAUAAUUUUACAUUGGUGUGUGUGUGGAAAGCAAUUUCUUUGGCUUUGGUAGUAUUAAUACACUAUAUCAAGUAAAAACAAACCGAUGAUGGACACACUGGGUGCAUCUAGGCACCUUAAGAAUGUGUAUACUGUAUAUGAUUAAAUUAUCCCCACAGGAUCAAUUCAGACAUAUUGUAACACCAUAUUUCUGUAAUAUCUCUGUCCAUUGUAACAAUGCAGCAGUGGGCUCAAUAACUGCCUGUUUUAGCUCAUUUACCUCAAGAAGUUCCUCCUUUUCUGUAAAAGAGACAGAAAUUGUGUUACAAAAAGCUCACAUCACUCCAUCUUUUGUACUGCUGUUGACACUUACAAAUUAAAGAGACAUUUUGUUUUAA